CUCGGUAAUGGCGGCCAGAACGCUGAGGGGAGAUAAGGGAAUGUGAAGUCUAAGGGGGGAAAUGGCGGCGGGGAAGGAGGCGGGAAAGGAGGCCUCGGGGCUCCUGAGGGAAGCCUCUGAGGGAACGGCGCCGAGCGGGGAAGGAGGCUCCUGGAUCCCGCGGACGUUUGCGGCGGUGUUCCGUAGCUCUUCGUUCCGGCUGUCCAUCGGCGAGUCCCGCCUGGAGGCCGUCACCGUGUUGGCCCUGGAGCGCUACGCCGCCGACCUCCCUCCGCCCAGCCUCUGCACCUGGCAGAGGCCUCCGGCGGCCCCUUGGCCCUCGUACUACUACGACGUGACGCUGUGGGACGGGGCCUUGGCCGAGCGCUGCCACCUCUCCCCCGAACUCAACCCCUUGGUCCACAGCAACGCCCUCCGCUGCGGCGCCCGCCUCCGGGUCACUCGGUGCUCCUAUGUCUACAACGAGAAGAAGAUGCGCUACGGCUUCCUCUGCCUCGAGAGGCUCCAGUUGCUCCCCGGGGAGGAGGAGGAGGGCGGCCCCCUUCCUCCUCUGGGCCCCGGAGGCAGGGAGGAGUACAGCCAGAAGCCCCCCGGGCCCCUCAGGGGCGCCAAGGUGCACUACCUGCCCCUCUGGGACAACGAGCAGCCCUGCGGGGAGAUCUGGGCCCAGAAGGAGCCGGGCCCAGGGGCCUCGGUCGACGAAUCCAAGUUAACUUCUCUCUUACAUCUGGAGCUGAGCUGGAGGACUAAACUGAAUGUCAAGCCUUUGCUGGUUAGAAUUAUGCAUAAAUCAAGGUUACGGUAUUAUGGGAAACCUGAAACAAAAUUUGAUAUACCAUAUCAGGCCUAUUUUGAAGUGGCUGAUCAUUCUGGUAUGAUGUCGAUGGUGCUGUGGAACGCUUUAUGCCCUGAGUGGUAUAACAGUAUGAAGAUUGGUACAGUGCUGCUCCUUGAACAAUAUGCUGUUAAAACAAGUUACCCUUUUAGAACACAUCCAGCUCCCGGAGAUUUGCACAUGCAGAGAUUCUCUUCAAUUGAAAUCACUUUGAAUGUUCGAGACCCUCCAACUAAGAUCAACAUCAUUCCUGAACAUAAAGUUAAAGCAGAGUGGAAGUUGCCUGAAGUUAAAUAUCAGUUUAUAACAAGGUCAGAAUUAGAUAACUUACCAAACAAUCACUUCUGUGACAUUAUCGGACUUGUACAAUAUGUCGGAAGGACUGAACGUACAAGAAAAAGGGAACAUGGAGAAGAUUUUUGGAUUUAUCGAUGGGUGCAUGUUAUUGAUGGGACUUCAGAGCAGCCUUUCAUACUGGAAUUGUUUGCUACAUCUCAACCAGAGAUAUUUGAACAAAUCCACCCAAUGACAUAUUUGGUAUGUACACAGAUGCGGGUGAUACGGGAUACAGCUGAGAAUAAGUCCUGUCCAAUUUACCUGACAACUUCUAAUGAAAGUCAGAUAUUUAUUACAGGAUGGCACAAAGGUCAGCCAUAUACAAAAGAUACCAAAGUGAAAAACUUUAUCCAGUGGAUUAAGACACAAAAGGAAGCUUCUCAUAUGGAAAGAAUGGCCAUGGGUGGAUAUUACCCUUUCCCACCAGUCCCAGACGCUUUUUGGAAGUAUUGUAAAAAUCUUAAAGGUAUUAUGUUUUGUUUCAGGGGAUUACUCUUUGCAGUUGAAUCAGUUUUGACAACCAUCCGGGAAAUGGAGAAGAAGAUUGAAAGCCUGCACUACAGGGAGCAUAAGCGCAUUGCUUUUCCGGGGAUAAUUAGUGCUAUAAGAUAUGUCAGCUGUAGCAAUACAUCUCAAGAUGCCUCAGAAGUGGAACCAAUGCAGAUCACCAGAAGGUCAUCUUUACAGACCUUUGUGACAGACAAUGAACAUAAUGAUCAUGUUAAGGAAGGAAGUAAAAGGUAUCCACAAACUGAAGAAGCAACCUCUAUGCGGAGAUCACCAUCUGUGGAGCAGCAACACAUAGAAACCAGAAAAGGUCGAGCAAAGAGAAAGAUUGCAGCUGUGGAGACAAGAGACCCUCCUGAAACUCCUCAGUCUUCUUACUUCACAAGAUCAGCAAACAAGAGAAUAAUGUUGCAUAAACAAAACCUACUUUCAAAGAACAAAAGCCAAGACGUGAAGGAAGCAACACAGUCCUCUAAAAAUAACAAAGAAAUAGCUGAUGUGUCUGUGAGAGUUCAAGCAGAGAGGAUGUGCCAUAAUUCCUGGGAAAGUGCUCUCUGGGCAGCAGUAAAAGACAACUUAACACAACAUUUAAACUACAGCAGCGUUUUCCCAGAAAGCUUUCCUUGUAAAUUUAAUUACACACACAAAGAAUUCCUUAUGCAACAAUACAAUCUUCAGGCUGCCAGAUGGAAACCAAAAGAGUGUGUAACAAAUGGGAAAAUGGCUAACUUUGAAAGUGCCUGUCCUCCUGAAUACUAUGAAGUGGCUAUUCUUGGCAUAAAUCGUGACAUAGCUAUAGAUGUUGCUUUCCUGCCUGUAUGUUGUCCUGAAGAUUCCCAUUUAUUUCGAACUGAAGGUGCACCCAGUUAUGCAGUGUCUCACCCAAGUGAUACUUCAUGUCCACAGGAGACUGUUAACAAAGAAGGGCACUCUGAGAUAGUUUCACUUUCAGAUGAAGUUGUAAAAGCAGCUGCUGAUCUGGAGAAACAACAUGUCAUCUGUAUCCUGGAUAUCUGUUCUUUAGGUGAAAAUAAAGUUGAAGUCUUUCUUAACAAAGUCUACAAAAUAACAGACGCUGACAUAGCACACCAAACAUAGCUCAUUAAGGGACAGAUAUCUGUACUAUUAAACUAUGAAGAAGAAUUAAUGUGCAUCAGAGCAUGUUUUUCUUACCACUUCUCCAGGAACCCAUGAAUACUUAACAUUGUAAAAGAAAGUUUGUGAUCCUUGGGACCAAAAAGGAUGCUUUUCUACAGAAGCCACAUUACCACGUGUUACAUCCUGACAUCCUUCUGUGUAUUUUAGGCUCUACAAAGGGCUCAGAUACUGCUCUUUCUUCGUGGUAAAUCUGUGCAUGGGUGGAAGAAGAACUUGGCUUUCAACUACUGACAGUUUAAUUGGUAGGCAUUUAAACUUUGUGAUGUUCCCCAACUUUCAUCUUAAUCAAUAGUGAUCUACUUGGAGUGAUUUUUUUUUUUUUUGUCUUCCAAGUAUCACUGAAGCCAAAUGAGGCCUCUCAGAAAGAUCUGCCAAAAUUAGGUUGUCCUAUCAAUGUCUCUCAUUGACAAUCACAGAGUUGUGGGAGGGACAAGGAAAUUGUCUAGGAUUUCUGAAUGUAAAAUGCAAACUCCUGGUUUCUGAAAAUGACUACCUGCACUUUCUUUUAGAAGCCAACAUGACACUGUGCUAGGAAGGGUGCCCUUUUUCCUCUCCAGCCCUUAUGUUUGCUGUGCCAAAUGUGAGAAUAAUUACAGUGUCAGCUCUUUUUUAUAAAGUUUCUCUGUCCCCAAAGCUGGCGAGCUCUGAGCAAAACAUCAUUCAAAUGAUAAAUGAUCAUUUGAGUUGUUGUAGAAAUGGAAAUGAAGUGUAACUGCCAUUGAUGCAGAACUAGUGGUUUAGCUCAGCCAUGGGAAAUCCUGAGAUAUGCUUUCAGGAGAGGUGCUGAUACAGCUGUUGUGCAGUACAAAUGAAGGGAAAAAAUGGGUGUGUGUCUGUGGGUGUGCACUUGUGUCUGUAGUGCACAUGGUAUGUUUCUGUUGGCAGCACUGAAAAGAAUGUUCAUUCUAGAGUUGUGUUCAAGACUUUCUGUGUCUUGCAUUGCACUGUUGCAUCAAUAACUUAUUGAUACUUAGGCUUUUCAAAAUGUAAAUAUUCAAAACUGCAGAAAAUGUGGUAUUUGAAACUGUGUUUUUGUGUAUCUUUUUUAAAAAUAAAAAUAUAUCAGUGACUCACUUACAUAGGUAAA
Sceloporus undulatus (fence lizard) is the source of this 3923-nucleotide messenger RNA. It is a transcript of the gene RADX, whose product is annotated as RPA1 related single stranded DNA binding protein, X-linked. NCBI's taxonomy places the organism in Eukaryota, Metazoa, Chordata, Lepidosauria, Squamata, Phrynosomatidae. The transcript is spliced from 16 exons. Gene Ontology annotation, cellular component: replication fork. Gene Ontology annotation, molecular function: single-stranded DNA binding. The record is from RefSeq and is a predicted model, not a curated record. Gene Ontology annotation, biological process: regulation of DNA repair. Bases 62 to 2776 code for a protein of 904 amino acids.